ACCAAAUGCUAACUAAAUUGGUUACUAAUGCAUAAAAACUUUAUUUGUGUCCCAUGCAUCCCGCUUUCCGUUAUCAUAGGAACAUAUGAAAUAAUUCUUCACCAAGAAUUUGUAGCUGGAAGAGAAUUAUUGCUUAUAUUUACAUUCUUACAAAACGACUUACUUCCAACUGACAUCCAACUAACUACUACUGCCGGAUAUUUUCACAAAGAGCCAAUUGGAGAAGCUCUAUUUCUGGUGCCAAUGGCCUUUUGUACACCAUUUAGUGCACAUGCAGCAUUUUAUUAUGGAGAAGCGCUUUUGACUACAAUCAAUACAAGUACCUAUAAUGCAACACCACAAAAAGGUGACUUAAUGGACAGUUUGAAACCACGAACUGAAUCAGAUAAAAUUAGUGGUGAAGUGCGUUUGUAUUGCGAUUUUAUAUCAAAAGCUGGAAGUGACUGCUCAGUAUCCCCUAUUUCUAAAUAUGGAGAUGAUAAAGGGAAUUGUACGCAUAAAAAGAUGAACAGCUUUUCUACGCUUAGAGACUUGAAACCAAACGGAUCCUACCUUCUUGAAUGCUUUGACAGGGAUGGCUAUACUACUACCAGUUCUCUAUCAUAUGAAGUUGGUAAUCAAACAAACAUCUUUCUUGAGCAGCUACAAAAUACUCGACUCCCAAAUCCUAAUGAAGGAGAAAUCAUAUGUCCAACAGAUAGAGAUUCAGUAAAGGUGGAGGGCGUUGACGUUAAAACUCUAGGAGAUAGUCUUGUUCAUCUAGUUAGCUGGAAAGAAAUGGAUGAGAAGUACUCUCAGUGCUUAUCAUACUACGUGAUUAAUCGUAUUCAAAGACGGUUAAAACCAGAAUUUUCUAUAUUAUCCGUGGUGAAAUUUCGAGUCGACGGACAUCUGAAUAACGUCAUUGAUGAUGUUGAUGAAGACCAUGAUUACGUCUACAAAGUGAAGGCAUUCUUUAAAAAUUGUGAAAGAACAAGAUUUUCGGAGCGUGUUCUAAUUCGAACUUCAAAGGCACCCGCUCAAAACUGUAACUGCACUGUGAGUGAUUCACAGAAUCAUACUGGUAUUUUAGUCCCAUCUCUUGUCUUGGACGUGAGGCACGAAAUCUUGUAAAGAAGCUAUUGUUUCUUGAGGAAGUCUAAGGGGUGCUAGCAAAAAGUGAAUAUAUGCAAAUACUAAUAAUUUUUUUUUAACUGUAAACGUUUUUUCCUGUUUAACUCUACUUAUUGUAAAC
Heterobilharzia americana is the source of this 1234-nucleotide messenger RNA. Lineage: Eukaryota; Metazoa; Platyhelminthes; Trematoda; Strigeidida; Schistosomatidae. The record is from the annotation of a GenBank genome assembly.